AGUCAAAGUACAGACGUUAAACAGACUUGACGUCUGGUUACUGUUACUGCUAGUGUUAUGUUUUUAUUAAUCACAGCGAAGGUCAAGAUGUUGUUACCAAUUUUCCACUUGUCCGCUGCGGCAAUUGAUUCGUAUGUGAUGUGGUACGACCAGAAUUACGUGGAAUUACCUGUGCACAAUGAACUUCUUAAAGACUUUCCAUUGAAAUCUCGUUCUCUGUUCUUGACCAUUUGGUGCCUUAUAAUGCAAAUUGCAUACCACACCAUCGCCUUCCUGAACGAUAUAAUCGGAUCAAACGAUCCAUCGCCAAAGAAGAAACCUCUGAUACGGUUGAUAAAAGACACGCUCUUCAGUCUCGCAUUUCCGAUUGCAAUAUACGUAUCCGUCGCUUUCUGGAGCAUUUAUGCAGUAGACAAGGAUCUAAUAUUCCCAGAUGUCAUAGAGAAAUUAUAUCCGACCUGGAUGAACCAUGUCAUGCACACGACUGUUGCGAUUUUUAUGUUCUUGGAGCUUAUAUUGACAUCCAGAAGCUAUCCAUCAAGAGCUGUUGGUAUUUCAAUAACAUUAGCUUUCUCAAUGUCGUAUAUAGCGUGGCUCCUGAUUAUUUAUUUUAAAAGUGGAGAAUGGGCUUAUCCUUUCUUAAAUAUAUUAAACUGGCCUUUGAGGAUUGUAUUCUUCGGUAUUAGUACUAUUGUAAUCUUAGGUGUCUAUGAUUUUAGUGAAAAAUUAAAUUAUUUGCUUUUGCCUGGUUCUCAACGAGACGCCGAAAAGCUCAAGAAACGCUGACAGUGUCGAAUUAGUAGUAUUUCUAUUGUUACAGGGAAUUUAGUAAAAUUAGUUACUUGAACUAUAAAACAGUGGUGAUGAAAAGGGAAAACAAAAUAUUAAGUUAAGAUUUUUAUAUUCGUAAUAUUUUAUAAUUUGUUCGGUUGUUGGAUGCAGUGGAUCUUUUUUAUAAAUGAAAAAGCAAAAAUAUUUUAAUAGUACAUAAACAGUUUGUUUUUAUUUUAUUUUCAACCGGCUUCAAAAAGGAGGAGAUUCUCAAUUCGUCGGAAUCUUUUUUUUAUGUAUGUUCUAAUGUAAUAUCAGCAAAAGUUAUACCGAUCACAUUUUUACGUCUGAAUCGACAAAUAAACUUGAAUGAGAAAAACGAGGAAACCCAACUUGACUUUUUUAUUUAAAAUUAUAAUUUAAAAAGAAAACUAAUUACUUAAUUACCAUACAGUCCUACUUAAAUACUUAUGUUGCACAAUUAAUGAUAGAAAUAAUUUUAUGAACAACUUGAUGGCGCUCAUUCCCAGACGUUAUUCGUAUUCAACGUAUACAACCAUGCAACACUAAUUAUUAUAAUUGCCAUUCUUAUGAAGUCUUUGCUUUUAACCUUCGUAAUAAACAGACAAUGUAUUCUUACCCAUGAAUAACUAAUGCCGUAGAAUGGAAUGUCUAGCUUAUGUUUCUUAGUAGUAUUUACAGAAUGUGCUGAUAUCACUUACUAUAAAAAAUACAGUUUUUGUGUUCAUAACAUUAAAGUUUCGUAAACUAGAAACUAGAUUUUCACAACAUUAACACUGCAAAUUUAAUUAUGUAUUGUUAAGCAAGAGGGCUUAAUUAAUUCAGUAAGUCAGUAAUUGUAUAAUUUAAUAAAUUAACAAUGAUGACAAACAAAUAUGGCAACUAACAAAUUUUUAGGGUAGAGCUAUCAUGCAGAGUAUUUGCUGCACAAAAUGACUCUGCUCUACUGGGGAAGGACCACACUCGCACGGAAUACCAACGUGAAAUGACAGUAUGUAUAAUGUUAGGUACUGUGUUUCAUAUCAUGAUGAGUGACCUUAGAAAACCGGAGACCCUUUUCAUCUUAGUCAUCAGGGUUCUGCAUUUUGAUUAUUAAUAUAGGAUAGAUGCAGAAUUCUAUGAUCCAUAGUGCCUAGUGUGUUCGUUUGUUACCCUUAAUUGUAUAAAAAAUAAACAAUAUCAUGAGAUC
Molecule: messenger RNA, 1981 nt
Organism: Parnassius mnemosyne (clouded apollo)
Lineage: Eukaryota; Metazoa; Arthropoda; Insecta; Lepidoptera; Papilionidae
Source: the annotation of a GenBank genome assembly